Messenger RNA from Amaranthus tricolor (Joseph's coat), 972 nucleotides. RefSeq lists its product as uncharacterized. The record is from RefSeq and is a predicted model, not a curated record. Lineage: Eukaryota; Viridiplantae; Streptophyta; Magnoliopsida; Caryophyllales; Amaranthaceae. The transcript is spliced from 7 exons. The coding region runs from base 1 to 972 and encodes 323 amino acids.
AUGGAGUUGAUCCAGCGUUCAAGAUGGUACACUUUGUACGGAAAGUACAAAGGGACACUUAUGAUUGCUAUGGUGAUAGAUGCAAAUUCUCAGUUGCUCCCACUUACCUUUGUCGUUGUGGAGGGAGAGAGCAAUGACACAUGGAGUUGGUUCCUGGAUUGUAUAAGGCAUUAUGUCACUAAGAGGGACGGCUUGUGUGUUAUAUCUAAUCAUUACAACAGAAUUUUUCAUGCAAUAAAUAGAGUUUUGAAAAGGUUGGGAAGAGCCAUAUGCAUUUCAUCGAUGAAGAUUCGGAAGUAUAAUUUCUAUAUAAAUUGCCUUAAAGAGCAUAAUGAGGACGCGUACAAGUACUUAGUGGAUGGUUCUAUUCCUGAGCGCCAAUGGACUUUGAUUCAUGAUGGUGGGCAUCGAUACGGAGUGAAAACUACAAACAUGUCGGAAGCGUUCAAUGGCGUAAUGAAGAGGGAAAGGUGUCUCCUAAUCACUUCAUUGGUUAGGAUGACAUUCUUCCGGGUUAACGAAUACUUUGCUACAAGGAGAGAUUUAGGGAUAAACAGAUUAGAGAAUGGACAUGUGAUAUAUGACACAGUACGUGGGACAUUUGAGGUCACCACUGGUCGUGGCAAUAGGAUAGCUUCAAAAGGUGGAAAAUGCUACAUGGUUUACCUCACAACAACAUCAUGCUCUUGUCAGAAACCAACCAUGUUUAAGUUACCGUGCUUACAGGUUCUUGCAGUAUGUCGAGCUCACAUGUUCACUUGCGAUCCUUGGAAUGGUCCUAUAGUUGUUCUAGAUCCCUCAACUAAGCGUGGAAAGGGUCGUCCGCGAUCAACUCGUAUACGGAACGAAAUGGAUGCGCCAUUGACGCGUCCUCGCGACACACAUGAGCUUAGCUGUCUGGGAGGGCUCCACUACCCAGUUGGUUACUCGUCAGUACUACCAGACGAGUACGUCACAUUGGGAGGUGGAUGA